AUGGUUCGUAAAAUGAAUAGUCUGGCAAAACGUCUGGCCGCCAACUCGAAAAGCCGACAACCGGAGCCAGAGAGCGACUCUGAUGGAUCCGAUUUUGAUUUCGACAAUGCAAUUGAGGAGAAGACGUGGGAGAAACCUCUUGAUGCAAUGGAGGUUGAAGAAGCUGAAUCUGAUGGUGACGAUGAUGAAAAAGAGCUCCAAGCAGCAUUUGCCGCGGGACUUUUGAAAGAUGGACUCAACAUUCAAGUUGCUAAGAAGCGCCCAAUCAUCAACAAGAGUGCAGAGAUGAAGGAGAAGUUGGCUGAAAUCACCAAAGAUCUUCCGUGGGUUGAAACUUUGGAAGUCGUGACACCACACGCAGAAAUGGACAUGAAAGUGGAAAACGACGAUUUUCAGAGAGAAUUGAACUUCUACAAGCAAGCAGAAAAGGCUGUACAAACAGCUUAUCCAAGACUUCUCAAUCUCGGAAUCAAAGUCCUUCGACCAUCCGACUACUACGCCGAGAUGGCUAAGAGCGACAGUCAUAUGCAAAAAGUACGCAAGAGGCUCCUCGGAAUCCAGGAAAUGAAAGAACGACAAGAAGCCUUCCGUCGUAUUCGAGAGGAAAAGAAAUUCGCUGUGAAAGUGCAAAAGGAGGCUAUUGCUAAUAAGAAUAAUGAGAAGAAGAAGCUUGCGGAAGCUGUGAAAAAACACAAAAAGGGAAUGAAGCAACAACUUGAAGAUAUGUUGAACAAUGUCAAGAGACAUGGUCUCGACCAAGACGAUGAUGGACCGUCUAGUGCUUAUGGAGAUCGUCGCGGAGGAAGAGGAGGAUCUGGAAGAGGUGGAUCGAUGAGAAACGCCGGAGAGUUGAAGAGGAAGCUCAAGUCUGAUAAGUUUGGAUAUGGUGGAAAGAAAAAGGGAAUGAAGAGAAAUAACAAAGAAAGCUUCAACGAUCUUUUCGGAGCCCCUCGUGGUGGUUUCGGAAGACGUGGUCGUGGUGGUGGACGCGGUGGUCGUGGUGGAAGACGUUAA
Messenger RNA from Caenorhabditis briggsae, 1014 nucleotides. NCBI's taxonomy places the organism in Eukaryota, Metazoa, Nematoda, Chromadorea, Rhabditida, Rhabditidae. The transcript has 6 exons. Gene Ontology annotation, biological process: ribosomal large subunit biogenesis; rRNA processing. The coding region runs from base 1 to 1014 and encodes 337 amino acids. The record is from RefSeq and is a predicted model, not a curated record. Gene Ontology annotation, cellular component: nucleolus; preribosome, large subunit precursor; nuclear periphery.